Messenger RNA from Pseudo-nitzschia multistriata, 2423 nucleotides. NCBI's taxonomy places the organism in Eukaryota, Bacillariophyta, Bacillariophyceae, Bacillariales, Bacillariaceae. The record is from the annotation of a GenBank genome assembly.
CGCACGUUCGUAUCAUCAUCACUCCUUCACUGCAGCUGUGAUUUGCCACAUUCUCGACUAUGCAGAAAGUGAGAUUGUAAAUCAAGAAUGAGACUAGGAAGUUAUUGGAUUUCCUUGGCUUUCGUUUACCUUGCUUUAGUGAGGAGAAGUAUUGGAGGGGAAAGCACAUUGGAUCUAGAGAUUAGGGGGGAAAAUGCCACCGGUUUGCCGAGCGGACUCUAUUGGAACAACUUGAGUGUGCAGACUUCGGAUGGCACAUUCUUACUCCGUCGUUGUUGCGGUUGUGUCGAGAACGGACACAUCUGUGGGAUUCUUGGACCAAGCGGAGCUGGAAAAUCAACGACUCUUUCUGCUUUCAGUGGGACUAUAUCCCCGUCGAGUGGAUUGGAAGUAAAUGGCGAGAUCUUUUACUUUGACAAACCAAUGCAAACGAUGGAGCCGCUGACGGUACAAGGAGGACACGUAGCAUGGAUGCAACAGAAAGACAACUUCUUCGAUAUGCUUACGGUUCAAGAAACACUCGAGUUAGCUGCUUUCCUUGAGUUGCCACAACAGGUAGAGAAGGAAAGGAGUCGGCGUGUGAAGUCGAUCAUGGAAUCACUGGGUUUAAUGAAGCUCAAAGAUAGAAGGAUCGAAGACUCGUCAGCUGACAACGGCUUGUCUGGAGGCGAGAAACGCCGCUUGUCGCUUGCGUUGGAACUCGUGUCGAUGCCGAAACUAUUUCUUGCUGACGAACCUAGUUCAGGUCUUGAUUCAACGAUGAGCAAAAAAGUUGUAAAUCUGAUCCAAAAACUUGUGCGGGAACGAAAUAUUCCUUGUAUUCUUUCGCUGCAUCAACCACGUUCGUCUAUUUUCAAGAUGUUGGACUCUCUCAUUCUUCUGGGCCCUGGAGGAUAUGUCUGCUACCACGGAAAGGCCAGCGAAGCUGUAUCAUAUUUUGCAAGUUUGGGAUAUCAGUGUCCGGAGCAAACGAAUCCAGCAGAGUUCCUGUUGGACCUGGUAUCGGUCGAUUCGGAAGAUAUUUUUCAAGCGAGAGAGGAUGAACUCCGCGUAUCACAAUUAGCAAGUUCGUUUGCUGAAAGCCAACAUUCUAUGGACAGCUUUGCUGUUUCGGAAUUGAAAACGAAGAAUUCCAUUAUCGAAGAAAAAGCAAAACUUAGCCCCUCUACCAAGAGAAGGGAGCAACCUUUUCGGGGGAUCAGAAGAUUUGGUCGGUUGUUGCUCCGUUCCUGGAGGCAAAAUAUUCGCAACUACCGUGUGAACCUGUUUCGCCUUGUCGCGUCAGGAGGCAAUGCUUACCUAUUUACCAGAAUCUUUCAUUCAAUCAAGAAAGGAAGUUUCACUGCUAAAUCUGUUGCAGAUCGCGUUGCCUUGCUUUCGUUUGGUGUUAUCAAUAUGAGGUUCGUUGCGAAGCAAAUUGUGAAAAAUGUAUUCUUGAACUGCAAUCAGGUGCUCAAACCUGUCCUUUUGAACAAAAAAUUUCUUCGUCCUCACUAUGUAUCCGUCUUUCAUUUGAAUUCCGCAUUGCCAGCAUGAUGUCACUCAUGAAAACAAUCGACCUAUUUGCGAAAGAAAAGCCGGUAGUACAACGCGAACAGCAACGACGUCAAUAUACUAGUUUGGAGUAUCUAUUAGCCAAAACAAUUGCUGAAAUACCGCUCGACACGGGUGAGUGCUUCGCUACCUAAUAUGAAAUGCAAAACCAUCACAUAUUGAUGCACAAGAGAUGUGGAAAUUAUUGAAACUCACGGUUCUGAGCUGUGUUCUGCCUGUUGCUGCAGUCUUUGCUGUUGUAUUCACUUUUACUCUGAAAUCCCUUUGUGGACUUCGCAUUGGGCUUGAAGCUCUAACUGGCGUAUUCAGCCUCAUGACUGCCACAGGUGCCUCGUUGGGUUUCGCAAUAGGAGCUCUUAGCCCAACAGGCGAGACAGCUAUGAUAGCUGGCAUACCAAUCAUGGUUGUAAUGAUGACGGUAGGAAUCAUCAACCCCGCUGGAGUCGACAAAUCGGAACCCCAGCCAGUCGUAGUCGAAGCGUUGAAACAAUUGAGCCCAAUUGCACUUGCUAUCAAAGCUCUUUGUUUGGCAGAGUAUCGUGGGAUGGAAUUCUCGGAUCCAUUGCAAGAAAAGAAUCAUAAUAAAUUGAAUAUGUUUGCUAGAGGAAGGAGUCUCCUGCAAGAUUUGCCAAAAAUGGGCGCCCUAGCGUUAGUCCAAAAUGGAGAUCAAGUCCUCGAUGAGCUUGGAUUGAGAGAAGAAAAAUACGAUGGGACAAUGAAGCAUCUUGCAAUCCUCUUAUUAGGCAACUUAUUUCUGAGUUGGAUUGGCUUGAAGAUGCAUGUAUCCUCAAAUAGUAGUUUUACCUUUGAUUCACAAAAGACGCGAUAUUAAUACAACUUCUUGAGUACAAUAAUUUGUAAACUUGAAG